Messenger RNA from Penicillium canariense, 2391 nucleotides. RefSeq names its product ketopantoate reductase family protein. The record is from RefSeq and is a predicted model, not a curated record. Gene Ontology annotation, cellular component: cytoplasm. Gene Ontology annotation, molecular function: oxidoreductase activity. Bases 1 to 2391 code for a protein of 796 amino acids. NCBI's taxonomy places the organism in Eukaryota, Fungi, Ascomycota, Eurotiomycetes, Eurotiales, Aspergillaceae. The transcript is spliced from 5 exons.
AUGGCGCCUCCUCCACGCCUGCGCAUCCUCUCCGGUGAGUUGCUCGUCCUCGAUCCCCUCUCCAAUCCGGCAAUAUCUCCACGCGAUCUCGCGAUCUCGCGAGCUCGCGACCUCCCAUCCUUCUCCGCUAUCAUGGGACGCCCGUUAAUGAAAGUCUGUGCAGUGGGAGGCAAUGCGAUCUCGGCUUUUCUAUCAUGGCGGUUGCAGGCGACAACUUCCUGCGACGUAACGCUGGUCUGGAAAUCCGGUUUUGAAGCCGUGGCUCAAUAUGGUGUUUCCUUCAAAUCAAAAGCUUUCGGCAAUGAGCGAUUCAAGCCUCGUCAUGUGGUUCGAGCCCCCGAAGACGCCUCCUCCCGUGAAAACGCCUACGACUACGUGAUUCUCUGCGUGAAAGCGUUGCCGGACGUCUACGAUUUGGCCUCCGUCAUUGAAUCGGUCGUCACUCCCCAGCACACCUGCAUCCUUGUGAACACCACGAAUACUAUUGGCAUCGAGGCCCAUCUGGAGCAAAGGUAUCCGACCAACGUGGUCCUCUCCUUGGUCUCCAACGUGGAAAUCUCCCAGACCGGUCCCAGCGAUUUCGAGCACCUGAGUUCCAGCGAGAUCCACGUGGGCGCAACCAACAAGCAAUCGUCCAUUCCCACCUCCAUCCAGAACGAUAUGGCUGUGGCCUUGGCCAUGACGCUGAACUCCGGGCAGGUCGAGUGCAAGGUAUCGCCGAAUAUUCGACAAGAGCAGUUCGAGCGGAUGAUCGGCCCGAUCGCGUUCCAUCCCGCAAGCGUGGCCUUCGAAUGUUCGAGCCACGCCCAGCUCCUGGAGAAGGUCGGCGUCCGCCAAUUGGUGACCGGCAUCAUCGAUGAGCUGUUGGAGCUCGCCCGGCUACAGGGCUGCGAAUUCCCCAGCGAUUUCCGAGAUAAGACGAUCGAAAAGAUGACCGCAUCGGACGCCCCGAGCACCAUGUUCCAGGAUUUCCAAGCCCGUCGUCCGAUGGAGAUUGAGACCUUCUUGGGUUCUCCGAUCAAAUUGGCCACCGAGUCCAACAUAUCCGUCCCCCGGAUCGAGGCGCUCUACGCGGUGCUGCACCAUCUCAACAUUGCGAACCAGAAUCGGCCGCGCGCAGGCGAUUCUCCGCCUGCAUCGAUCAUGGGCCACCCGCCCCCCCGGAUGUCUUCGGCGCCCGCACCACAGCGACCGCCAAUGAACGGCGCGAUGCGAUCGAGUCGAACAAAUUUAAGUAUGGGUAUGCCUCAAGGCACGCCCCCGGCCCAACGACGCGGCCCGCCUCCGGGUAUGAUGCCACGGGGACCCGGCGGACCGAUGCCGAUGGGCCCUCCCGGCCGAGGCGUACCACGGGACCCAUCAUUGGAAGGACUCGAGGAAUUCAGUCAUUUAGUGGUGUACGAUGAGUCGGAAGGUGGAAUGCCCCACGUCAACGGCAAUGGUUAUCCCGAUGCGGGUCUCAUCCCCAAUGACAUUGCCUUGCGAGAGCGCGAGUUGGCAUUGCGCCAGCGUGAAUUGCAGAUUCGGGAACAGGAGAUGGGCAUGCGGCGAGGACCUGGACGUCGGGGACCGCCGCCGCCCCGGACACCAGCAUCCGCAUUUGACGAAGAAGACGAAGAUUAUUUCGAUCCGAUGGACAGCAUGGCGAUUCCUCAUAUCGACCCCGAUCAAGUGGAUAUGAUGAGUAUCACGUCGCGCCGAGGCCGCAAAACAACCCCGAGUUAUAGUCAAUUCCGCAAGAACCCCGAGAUGAUGAGCGGUGGUGCCUCUAUGCCUCAGAGUCGACCAGGCUCAUCUUUCGGCCGCUACUUCGGCCGGAAACGCACGAGUGACCGGGUGAUGCAGGAAAUUCCGGGCCUUCAUGACUCUCUUAUGGACAACCCCAUGAUGAGCUACUCGUCGAACCGGUACGGCGCCGUCGACCGCAACCAAAUGGCCGCCGACUCAAGGGCAAACUCCCUGACGGCCAGUCAUAUGGGUGAUUUCACGCCUCGUGGCACCAUUCCCCGGGCCACCUGGACCCCCCGGCCCCCGGGCCCAUCUCGUAUGGGUCGUCCUAUGACUGCCCAUGACCAAAGUCUCGGCAUCCCUGGUGGACCUCCUCAUAAUGGCCAUCCAUCGCCGCCUGGAAACAUGCGGACACCGGUCCCCCGGCACCCGCCAGGACAAGGCCCGGUUGGGCCGCAGCAGAUUGAGCAACACUAUGGGGUGAGCAACUCGUUUCCCGCUAAGGGCCCUCCCAAAAACAAAAGUCUGACUGGAAGUGCGAGCGCCAGUGCUGAGAGCGGUGAUAGCGGGGCCAGCGCGAAUCUUGGUUCUGAAGCGUCGGCUCACAGCAGCCAGAUCAGCCUCGGCGACCAUCAUGUCGGCCCGGCGGCGCCCAUUCGCUGA